Drosophila teissieri is the source of this 3229-nucleotide messenger RNA. RefSeq lists its product as uncharacterized. The transcript is spliced from 5 exons. The record is from RefSeq and is a predicted model, not a curated record. The coding region runs from base 661 to 2769 and encodes 702 amino acids. NCBI's taxonomy places the organism in Eukaryota, Metazoa, Arthropoda, Insecta, Diptera, Drosophilidae.
GGGCUCCGUCGCAUUCGCGAUUCCAUCGUCGCAGUGCGCGGACCGUGCCGAAAGGAAAAGAUUAGCAUUGGCAGAACGAUGUACUAUGUACUGUGUACUACGUACUAUGUGCUAUUUCGCUGAGCAGACGAUGCAUUUCCAUUAAUUGAAUUCGCAAACGCCCCUUUUCGGAGCCCCAAAAUGCGCCCAUCCAAGGUUGGCAAAGCACAUGUUAUUUAUAUGCUCGUCGGCUAGGGUAAAACAAACAUUUAGAAAAAACAGAGUGCGUUAAAUGUUUAAAAGUUGUGAAUGGGAAAAUGUAGACAAGUGAAAUAUUCAAACGUUUGUUGACCCGGAAAACAACAUGUGUACUACAAACAAUAAACAAAAUUGUAAACAAGUGCAAAUCGGUGAAAUACAAAUAUUAUGUAAAUCUAUAAACCUUCAAUACACAAACGAGUAUCUAAUAUCUAUAAAUAAAACUAAAUCCCUAAUGAACAGAAACUAUAGUCGUAUAUAUUUGUAUAUUGCACGCCUAAAAGCUAUUGAAAGACAAAAAAUCAUAGGAUGAUGUGCUCUGAAGAGUAAUUACAAAAAAGGCAAAACUGCGAAAUCGACAAUAAUACGCCAAUGAAUCGAAAAUCACUGCAAUAAGCAUUACAGAGUCAGCGCCUAAAUGACAUGGCAGAGAAACGCCUACUGCUGGAUCCAUCCGCCGCCGCAGAGACGGAGGAGCCGGAGGUACAAAUGACCCGACGGGCCGGAGGAGUGCUCCAUGCCAUCCAGCACCGCUCACUUCCGGUGAGCAGGAAGUCGGUGCUGGGACUGCUGGUGUCCUUUACGUUCUGCUACUUUCUGAUCGGCCGAACCGGCUGGGUGAACGUCCUCGAUCUGGACGUGCUGCACUCGGAUAACUACGUCACGGUGCAGCAUCAAUCGACGGUGACGGAUGUAGAACGUGAGACCAUUACUGAGUGUAUUCCAUCUGUCCCGAAAGGCUUCCUGGUUUACAGCAACUCCUGCCGCAUCAUGGAGGUGGAUCCCUACAAGAACGAGGUGAUGCGCCACUUCAAGCGCAUCAAAUACAAGUCCUGCCAGAAGUUGCCGCCGCUGACGCACGUGAAAUUCGAGGCAAAGUCCCAAAAGUACCUGCUCAGCAUCGAUGGAGCGGCUUUCAGUCGCUAUCCGGUGGGCAAACAGCUCCACUGCUGCUACAUGGAGGUGCAGCGGGUGGACGAGAUGAAGGUCAAGUACACCAAGUGUGAAGCCUUCAAGAGCAGCACCCUGCUGCCCAGUUCCGCCGAGAGCAUCAUCGUCAAGUGCGAUGCGGGUGGCCACCAGAUCUAUAUCAAUGGCCAUGCGACCGUGCCCGUCAAGGAGGCAGUGCAGCAGCGAUUACAAGUGGCAGCUGAGGCGGAUGCGAAGGGCUAUCCGAGACCUCCGAGCGUCCUGAUGCUCGGCAUCGAUAGCAUCUCCCGUGUUAAUCUCAUCAGAGCCAUGCCCAAAACGGCGCAGUACCUCUACGACAACGGAUGGUUCGAGCUGGCGGGUUACAACAAGGUGGACGACAAUACAUUUCCGAACAUCAUGGCCGUGGUCACCGGCUACAAUCUGCCCAAUGCCAUGCACGCCUGCUCGCCAUUCGUGGUUGGUGGCCUGGACAAGUGCGACUACAUCUGGAAGCAGUACCAGCAGAGGGGCUACGUGACCGCCUACGCGGAGGAUGCCGUCAAGAUCAACACGUUCAACUACCUGAAGAAGGGCUUCAAGAACCCGCCGGCGGACUACUACUUGAGGCCAUAUCUCUCAGCCGCCGAAUCGCAGCUGGAUCACACGACGGUGAAUGGUUUGGUGCACUGCCUCGGUUAUGUGACGGCGGCGGAGCACGUGUACGACUAUGGACUGGAGUUCACCAGGCGGUUCCUCAACGAGACGUACUUUGGAUUUUUCUGGACAAACACGCACAGUCACAGUGACAUCUCGCAGACCAGCAGCAUGGACAGCUAUAUGGAGGAGUAUCUGCGGAAGCUGGUGCGCCAGGGCACCAUGGAGAACACGGUGGUGGUGUUCUUUAGCGAUCAUGGCAUGCGGUUUGGGCCAACGAGGGCCACCUGGUCGGGUCACUUGGAGGAACGUCUGCCGGCCAUCUUCAUUUGGUUGCCCCAUCACCUGCGUAGCUCACAUCCGGAGUUUGUGCGCAGCCUGCGGCUGAACAGGAAUCGCUUGACCACGCCCUAUGACCUUCACCUGACCAUGAAGCACAUACUGGCCAUAUCUGGGCGCGCUGAAAUGGAAUCGUUGGGUCCGGCACCCGACUGUCCGCAGUGCCAGAGUCUACUGACCCCCGUUUCGCCGCUAAGGAGUUGCUCCGACGUGGGCAUCGCGGAUCACUGGUGCACCUGCUGGGAAUACGACACCAUCUCGAGCACCUCCAAGGAAUCGCGUAUGCUCGGCAAGCGGGUGGUCAGCUACCUCAACAACUAUGUGGCCGAGUUCCGAAACGGAUCGUUUGCCAAGCUGUGUGCUCCUCUCUCCCUGCACAGCAUCAAAUCCGCGUUCCGGGCGCAUCACAAUGCCCUCGAUCCGGAGGAGGUGCACACGUAUCGACUGAUCUUCGUCACGGCGCCCAAUAAGGGCCAGUAUGAGGCCACCGUGCGACACAAUCAUACGGAUGACUCCGUAAAGGUGACCGGAUCCGUGAGUAGAUUGAACGUCUAUAGCGGAGAGGCGGAUUGCAUGAAUGAUUUUGCUGCCAAAAAAUAUUGUUAUUGCCGAAAGAAGAAGGCAUAGAUGUAGUAGGAUUAUACCUAAGGCUAGUGCCCAAGUGCCGUUACUCGGAUUAGGAUCUAAAAGUACAAUUAACUUAAUACUAUAUAAUAGAAAUUCUUCCUCUCUCUGCCCAAAAGUAUCUGGUGUCUAAUGCCGAUGGACUUGUAAGCCCACACAAAAGUAUACUCAAAAUGGAACUCCUAACGCUUUGAAGUGUUCUGUGAAUACUGUUUGCAUAAUUAUAGCUUCUUUAUUCUACUUGGGGAGUUCAAGAGACAUCCUUGUAUAUUACUUAGUUAAGCUUUGUUGUUAGCCUUGUAAAUAAUUUCUCCCAGCUCCAAGAGACUUUUGCCAAUAAGUAGUUUAGCCAUCUUUACAUAUGAUUAGUCCUUAGAUUACUAGUAGCUACACUUAUAAUUUGAUGUAUUUGUUUAACCUAUAGUGAUAUUGUAAAUUCAAAUAAAAUUAUGUAUGUAAAGAA